AUGGCCUUCAAGAAUGGGCUGAGUGAACGCCUCGACGAGCUCCGUUUCCCUUCUCCUCGCUCUCCGCCCUCCGAAUCGGUCUUUCCUGGAUAUACAUCUCUCUCCCCCGGCCACUCCAACUUUGGAUCGGGCUUCUCACGGCCCUCUGGCGAUGUCCGAGCCAACUUGCAACGUCGUUUCACCACGGACUCCAGUAAACUGUCCUCGUCAUGGAAUUAUCUCAAUCCUCCGGGGGCCACGCAACUGCCAGACCCUCUCGAUCUGCUCUCUUCGUUUGAGAAGAAGCGUCAGCAUAUCGAGUACAUGAGAGAACAGAAACGGCGCUUCGAAGAAGACAUGAAGCUGCUGGAUAUGCAGCACGAGAAGGAAAAGAUCGAAAUGGAUCAGCUCGCUCGCGAUUUGGCCAAGGCUGGCCUCUCGGGGCCAGUGAGUGAGCCGACGACCCCUCCGGAGCAUGUGGAACCUACCGUUUCUUCAGUGACUCGCCCCGGCAGAUUCUCAACCUCUAGCGUCACCUCCUCGCCUGGAUUUUUCUCUGCUUUUGCCCCUUCUUCGCAGUUGACUUCCCCUCAAGGCCCCUCGCACUCGCAUUCGUCUCAACCCAACCAUCAGCCAAUCGAUCGUUUUGCUGGUCACUCGAUGCCUACAUCCCGCCGGAACUCCGAGAAAGAAGAUUUCACCAUGGACAGCGCACCUUUCCGCCCAGGACCCUCGCUACACCGAUACUCGCUGCCUAGCAACAACUUCAGCAGCUCGUACCGACCCAACGUCUCCAGUCCUGGAUACAAAACUGGCCCUGGUGUUGACUCCUUCGCUGCCACCAAACAUCUGUUCCCCAGCGACGAGCCCAAUAUGAACAUCCUCCGGGACGAAGAACGACUGUCAACCCCAGAUAUCAAAGGGUACAUCAAGAUGACUGAGCCUGAUGACAAGUUCCCCACUCUGCGCCGGGAUGGUUCCAACCUCCUUUCCGCAAAUCCUGAUGCCCAUGAUCUGGCCAACGCGCGUACCCCAGGCCCAGAGUCGUACGCGUUCCACAGCCGCUACCGCACCAGCCACCAGAGCAUGCCACAGAACCUGAUCAGUACGAUGCGCUUCGAGCAGUUGACCAGCCCCGCCAAGGACGAGCGUGGUGGCUUGGCUCACUCUCGCCAUCUCCCUCGUCACUCGCUCGAGGGUGGACUGAGUUUCUCGACUGAUCGUACUCCAGAGGUUAUGACCCCGCUGACUUCCUCUCGCCCCACUUCGCUGCAGACAUCUUACUCGACCAAUGACUUGCCAACUGUUAAAGGCACUGGCUUUGAUGCGGCGAUCACCCCGCCCAAGACCCACGCUGAGCACCUGCAUCAGCACAAUGCCAGCAUGGGCCGUAUCCCCACGGGGGGAGCCACCCCUCGCGCUGUUAAAGGCUCCCCCGAGCCCGAGCUGACCCAAGGCAGCCUGUCCCCGCAGACAAUCCUUCAGGCUAGCGCUGCACCUUUUGGUCCUCAGCUGACCUCUGCCGCCUCGAACAAUGGCAUUACAGGCUCGGCUGCCCCUGCUGGUGUGCCUUUCCCUCCCUUGUUUGGCUAUACAGUCCAGCCGUACGUUGGACAGCCAACCCAGGCACCCAACCCCAUUGCGAACUUCGGGCAGGCCAACAACUACGCUGCUUAUCCUGCUCCGGCCUACGCGGCUAACAACUAUCGCUUCAACGAUGCUGCUGCUGCUACUCGUGGCCCCGUCACCCAGCGCCGCCAGACUGAGAGUGACGCGGGACAGGCGACUCGCUACGCCAAUUUCCCCAUCGAGCACUACAAGGGUGAUCUGUACAGCCUUUGCAAGGACCAGCAUGGUUGCCGAUACCUGCAGCGAAAGUUGGAGGACCGUGACCCAGAGCAUGUGCAGCUGAUCUUCAGCGAGACCUACAUGCACGUUAUUGAGCUGAUGACCGAUCCGUUCGGCAACUACCUGUGCCAGAAGCUUCUCGAGUACUCGAACGAUGAUCAGCGCACUACCCUGAUUGACAAUGCAGCUCCCCAGCUCGUUAAGAUUGCGCUGAAUCAGCAUGGUACCCGAGCUCUUCAGAAGAUGAUCGAAUUCAUCUCCACCCCUCAGCAGACUCAGACUGUUAUUAAAGCUCUAAAGAAUAAUGUCGUUGAGCUCGUUCAGGACCUAAAUGGUAACCACGUCAUUCAGAAGUGCUUGAACCGUUUGAAUGCGGAGGAGGCCGAGUUCAUCUACGAGGCCGUGGGUGCUAAUUGCGUUGUCGUCGGUACUCACCGUCACGGAUGCUGUGUUCUGCAGCGCUGCAUUGAUCAUGCCUCUGGUGCUCAGAAGGCUCGGUUGAUUGCGCAGAUCACCUCGAACUCGUUUGCUCUUGUCCAGGACCCCUUCGGCAACUACGUUGUUCAGUACAUUCUGGAUCUUGCUGAGUCGCGUUUUACCAACCCUUUGUGCCAGACCUUUGCUGGUAACAUCCCUUCUUUGUCCAAGCAGAAGUUCAGCUCCAACGUGAUUGAGAAGUGUCUGCGCACCGCGGAUGGCUUUGCUCGCCGUGAAAUGAUUGACGAGAUCCUCUCUGGCAACGAGCUGGAGAAGAUGCUCCGUGAUUCAUUUGCCAACUACGUUGUUCAGACUGCCAUGGACUUUGCUGAUGCAGAGAACCGUCAACGCAUUGUCGACGCCAUUCGUCCUAUUCUGCCGACUAUCCGCCAGACUCCCCACGGCCGCCGCAUUGCCGGUAAGAUCAUGGCCGCGGAUGGCUCUGGCCGUUCCAGUGGCCAGAGCAGUGGACAGGUGACCCCCAACGAGACCACGACCAGCGCGCAGCUUUCCAAGCAUAUGGUCCCGAAGGCUUACCCUCCUUUCCAUCCGGCUCCCAAUGCUCUCCCACCCGCUAAUGGUACCGCCGGCUUCAAUGGCCAGGGAUUCUCGUCCGGAGCCGCCUCCCCUCCUAACCCCGCCCCCAGCGAGACCACCGUGAUCUACAACCCACCUCCACCUGCCGUUAACGGCCACAUUGGCGCCCAUGGACAUGUCUACGCCGCCUACUAUUGA
Messenger RNA from Penicillium cataractarum, 3039 nucleotides. RefSeq lists its product as uncharacterized. Gene Ontology annotation, molecular function: mRNA binding. Gene Ontology annotation, biological process: post-transcriptional regulation of gene expression. The record is from RefSeq and is a predicted model, not a curated record. Gene Ontology annotation, cellular component: cytoplasm. Bases 1 to 3039 code for a protein of 1012 amino acids. Lineage: Eukaryota; Fungi; Ascomycota; Eurotiomycetes; Eurotiales; Aspergillaceae. The transcript has 5 exons.